AUGCCAGGUGUGUUUAAAGAUGUCCGUGUCUCAGUCAUUAGACCAAGCCAGGUCAAACAAGACGGACCGUGCAGUGACUUUAACCCCAGAGAAGACCUGAAGUCGGUCUCUCUUUUGCCUGGUGUCAGGUACCAGAUGGUGCCCCGCCCCACAUGUUUUGAGAACAACACCACCUACACAAUCCGGCUGGACUUUCACAGCUACAUCAUUGGACGCAGACAUCCUGAAGCUACCCUGUUCAUUGACUCUAUCGUUCUGAUGCCGAACCCAAACUACAUUCCCAUAUACCAAGGUGCUGGACUACCAGAGUACCUAAAGAACGAGUUCCUAAAUAGCCGGUGCGACGUUUUACAGCGCCCAGUCCAAAAGUCCGAGCUGCCGGACAAGUGCCAGAAACACAUCUUCUCUAUCUCUGCCGUCCUGCACAACGGGGUUCUGGACUGCGACUGUGACCGUGUGGGUUCCGUCAGCCUCGAGUGUAACCCCAGCGGUGGACAGUGUCAAUGUCGGCCAAACGUUGUAGGUCGUCGCUGCGACCAGUGCGCUCCUGGCACCUUCGGAUUUGGACCUCUAGGCUGCUCACCGUGCAAUUGUCAUGAGUUCGGAGCCAGGGACACAUUCUGCAACGAGCAGACUGGUCAGUGUACCUGUGCCCAGAACUUGGCUGGCCGCACCUGCGACCAGUGCCACCCUGGAUUUUGGGGCUUUCCUCAGUGCCGCCCAUGUCAAUGUAAUUCAAAUGCUGACAGAUGUGAUCAACUGACAGGAGCUUGCAUUGGAUGUAAAGGCUUUACCAGCGGCGUUUCUUGUGAGAGGUGUCUGUUAGGAUAUUAUGGCGACCCCAGGGCUUCUAUGAACAUUUCCUGCCGGCCAUGUUUAUGUCCUGGAGGACCCAACAGCGUCACCCAGCAUGCAGACACCUGUACUUGGAACCCCAGCACAGAUGACGUGCAGUGUCAUUGUAAGCCUGGAUACUCAGGUCACUCCUGUAAUACCUGUGCGGACAACUACUUCGGGUUGCCGACACUGAUGGGCAGCCAGUGCCAACCCUGUGCCUGCAACAACAACAUCAACCCGGACACGCCCGGCAGCUGUGACACAUCUACGGGACAGUGCCUCAAGUGCCAGUUCAACACGGAAGGUUUUGCAUGUGAGCACUGCAAAAGAGGUUACUAUGGCGACGCAACCAAACAGAACUGCGCUCGUUGUGUGUGCCACCAGCUGGGUACAGAAGCAGGCGACUGCGAUCGUGUCACUGGACAGUGUCCAUGCCUCCCUAACGUUGUGGGUCAGCGCUGUGACCAGUGCGCUUUGUCCUACUGGAAUAUUGCUAGCAGGAAGGGGUGCACCCCUUGUAGCUGCGACCCCCGUGGAUCCGCGGCCCCUCAGUGUAACCAGCUCACAGGACAGUGUGUAUGUUUACCUGGCCGUGGUGGACCCAAGUGUGCAGACUGUGAGAAUCAAUUUUAUGGAGAUCCCAAUCACUAUUGUUUUCCUUGUGACUGCGACACCCAGGGUUCAAGGUCUCUGCAGUGUGACCGUCGAACAGGUCAAUGUCUCUGCCUGGAGGGAGUGGUCGGCCACAAGUGUGAUAAAUGCUCACGAGGGACUACAGGAGUCCUGCCCAAUUGUGUCCCUUGCGGGGAGUGCUUCAAUAACUGGGACAAGGUCAUCAAGGACAUUCGAGAGCAGACCCACAACGCUGUGAGACAAGCUAAAGAAGUUCCCUUGUCAGGCUCCCUCCGAGCCUUCGACGCUGACUUCAGGCUGAUGCAAAAUGACAUUGAUGACAUCAACAAGAUUUUGUACUGUCUCAACACCACCAACUUUGACAUCAGCGACAUCAAUAACAUGCUGGAAACUAUACAAAGCAAGAUGAGAGAAAACACGCUGUCUCUCAACAAGACUGAGGAAAGUUGCAGUGCAAGCGCCAAUCAAGUGAGGCGAGGUGGCUUCAGGAUAGAACUGCUCAAGAAUCGAGUCAAUAACAUCAAAACUUUGGCUAAACAACUACAGGAUAACAUCACGAAUGUUAAGAUCCGAGAAGUUGGAGGUGCCUCAGACCAAAUCAAAAAAGCUGAGCUACAGUCCAGAGCUGCACAAACACAAGUUACUGAUGCCAUGCGAAGAGUGGCCGAGUCCCAGACUAUAAGGAUAGACACUGAAAGGCUCUUCUCUGCCAGACUUGGAAAAUUUCAAGAUCAGACGGAGGCAAAUAUCUGGGACCUGAACCGUCUGGAUUACGACAUCAUGAAGUUCAGAGAUGAGAUGAUAGACAUCAAUACCCUGGUGUGUGGUCAGUCAGGGAACCCAUGCUCUGCUUUGUGUGGAGGUGGUGGUUGUGGUAGGUGUGGUGGAGAUGGCUGUUCUGGUGCCCUCACUGUAUCACAAACAGCGUUAGACAUUGCUCUCAAGGCCGAGGACCUUCUCAAGGUCAGCACUAAGAAUGCUACUGAAGACUAUAUUCCAAGGCUGCUGGAUGUCAGGAACGAUGCUGAAGAAGCUAAGACAGCUGCCCAAAUGGCCUUCGAUGAAGUCUCUAGGGCCAACAACCAGACACAGAGCACUCGGGCCUACCUUGAUUCUAUCCGGGAAAAGGUUUAUACAUUUCUGUCCGGCAAUAACGUCAGCUCCCCGGCACAAGUGGAGCAGAUCGCCCUGGAGGUUCUAGCCAUGGAGGUUCCUCUUCAGUCAGAUCAGAUCCGAAAAGUGGCAAGCAAGAUUGCUCGACUGGUCGGAACACUCACAGACAUAGACAAGAUCCUGGAGGAAUCCGCGGAGCAUAGGGCUGCAGCUCUGGAGCUUCAGCAGCUUGCUAAAGACACCUU
Molecule: messenger RNA, 2828 nt
Organism: Candidula unifasciata
Lineage: Eukaryota; Metazoa; Mollusca; Gastropoda; Stylommatophora; Geomitridae
Source: the annotation of a GenBank genome assembly